AGUCCUGACAGAGCAUAUCAUGGAUUCAUAUCUCUAUUUCUUUGCAGGAAUACCAGUGGAAGAUUCCUAAGCAUGGAUCAAACCACCCUAUCCUGGAAUAUUAACAACACAGAAGUCAAAGAAAUUUACUACACUGAAAAUUUCUCCUGUGUCAUAAUGGUCAAUUUUCUUAAUAUCAUCAUUGCUGUGGUUGGGCUGGCAGGAAAUGCCACAGUGCUGUGGCUUCUAGGCUUCCACAUCCAUAGGAAUGCCUUCUCUGUCUAUGUCCUCAACCUGGCUGGUGCUGAUUUCUUGUACCUUUGCAAUCAGGUUAUGGUUUCCCUGCAGUGUGUUCUUCAUUUAGAUAGUGGCAAAUUUUACUCUCUCUUCAUUGUAUUUAUGUUUGCUUACCUAGCAGGUUUGUGUAUGAUUGCAGCCAUCAAUGUUGAGCGCUGCCUAUCUGUUAUGUGGCCCAUCUGGUAUCACUGCCAACGACCAAGACACACAUCAACCAUCGUAUGUGUUCUGCUAUGGACUUUCUGUCUGUUUUUGAGUCUCCUGGUAGGGCUAGGCUGUGGUUAUAUUUUCAGUGUUUCUGAAUAUGAUUUGUGUAAUGCAUUUUUCUUUACCACUACUGCAUUUAUAAUAGUGUUAACUGUGGUUACUUCAGUUUCCACCCUGGCCCUGUUGGUAAAGAUCAUCUGUGGAUCACACAGGAUUCCUGUGACCAGGUUGUAUAUAUCCAUUGCUCUCACAGUGAUGGUCUUCAUAUUUUUUGGUCUUCCCUUUGGGAUCUGCACGUUCCUCUUGCAAAUGUUUGAGGAGUUUCAAAGAAUUUAUUCUUACAAUGUUCAUGAAGUGAUGAUAUCCCUGUCCUGUGUUAACAGCUGUGCCAAUCCCAUCAUUUACUUCCUUGUUGGCUCCAUCAGGCACUGCAGGUUUCAACGGCAGAGUCUGAAGCUGCUUCUGCAGAGAGCCAUGCAGGACACUCCUGAGGAAGUGAGUGGAGAGAGGGGUCCUUCACAAAGGUCUGGGAAACUGGAAACCAUCUAG
Molecule: messenger RNA, 1032 nt
Organism: Mastomys coucha (southern multimammate mouse)
Lineage: Eukaryota; Metazoa; Chordata; Mammalia; Rodentia; Muridae
Product: mas-related G-protein coupled receptor member B4-like
Exons: 1
Coding region: 73-1032 (319 amino acids)
Biological process (GO): G protein-coupled receptor signaling pathway
Cellular component (GO): membrane
Molecular function (GO): G protein-coupled receptor activity
Source: RefSeq, a predicted model, not a curated record